AUGAAACGCGUGAAGCCCGACCCCGACGACACCGACGCCAAAGACGCCUUGGCCAACAUCACCAAGAUCCCCGCGUGCCAGCGGUGUCGGGUCAAGAAGAUCAAGUGCGACCAGAACUUCCCCAAAUGCCUGAAGUGUGCCAAGAUCGGGGCCGACUGCAUCGUGUUUGACCCCGUCGUGGCCCGUGAGGUGCCGAGACUGUACACGUUACAGCUUGAGGACCGGGUGAAGGCGUUGGAGGCCCAGUUGAAGCAGAGCGGCAUCGAGGUUAAUUCGCUGGAACCUAAUGAUGCUAAGCGAGCUAAAGUGGUGGGUAAUGGUCUGGUGGCUGCUACUGAGGCUGUGGGACCCGGGGAUGGCAUGGGCGAUACCAAUAUCUCGUUUUCUCGGUUGAUGCUGACGGCAGUGAGAGUCAACAAUAAUAAAAAGCUGAUCCCGAUUUUACAGAAUCCAAGCUUAGGCCGACGAGACCUGACUACGGUGGGUAACCAGCUGAUCCCGAUAUUACCAGCCAUCCUCCCGCCCAAGAUUACUGCCCUCGAAUUCCUCCAAGUAUUCUUUGCCCAAUCCAACUCCCAGCUCCCUAUUUUGCACCGAGAAGAGUUCUUAAAGGAAUACUUCCUCCCCAUCUACGGCCCGUUCAAUUUUGCCGACUUUUCCCUCGCAUCCAACUAUACAGAGAUCAACGCUGACUACAUCAUGGACCAGCUGUCGGCCACCGUUGGCGCCACUGCAGGCGUCCAAGAGGCCCCUUGGUUCGACCAGUACAUCCAGAAGUUUGAAACGGCGUUACAAGGGUGUACUGACCCUACUGACGACCAUAUCCGCAAAGUACUGAAUGGCAUCAGACCACCCAAGAAAUACCACAAAGCGCUCUAUUUCUUGAACAUGUGCUUUGCCAUUGCUCUGCUGGCGAAACACUUGCAGUACCCGAUCCUGAUUCUGGCGCUGUUCCGGUUUGCCGCCUGUAAGUACUUUGACAAAGUACACCAGCUGGGCGACCACUUGGAGGCAUUACAGGGGAUCUUAUUGUUUGCCGUUUACCUGACGAUGCGCCCCACCUACCCCGGGGUAUGGUACACGUUGGGACUGGCGUUACGGCUCUGUGUCGACCUUGAGCUCCAUAAUGAACUUAACCUGAAGAUCCACCAAGACCUCGACCCGUUCAUUGUUGAUAAACGGCGACGGCUCUUUUGGUGCACAUACCUGUUGGACCGCCAAGUAUGUUUUUAUUUGAACCGUCCCGUGGGCAUCCCCGAUCAGAGUAUCAACACCCCGUUUCCUUCCAAGAACGAUGACGCCGAAAUCGUCCCCUUGGAAUGUGCUGCUAAAGCAAAGAAAUUCUCUGGUCACCCUCUGUAUAAACGCGUGGCGUGUCUGAUGUUCAAAAUCCGGCAAAUCCAGCUGGAACUCCAACGGAUCUUAUACACUAAUUGUGAGCUUCCACGUAAGUUUAAGUCGGUGGACGAAUGGCGAGGGCUGAUACUCCGCAGACUCCACGAGUGGCGCCAGCUGUGUCCCCGUCGUCCCGUGGAAAUGAACUGUGACUUUAACACUCGGUUCUUUGACCUCAACUACUACCACGCUCUACUUAACCUUUACGGGCUCUCACCGAAGAACCACUGCUUGCUGACGGAGGACUUCUUACAGGUGCUGAUGGCGGCCCGGGGCCUCAUUGAAGUGUACCAGGAGCUUCUCGAGCUCAAACUGAUCAACUUCACCUGGGCUGCCGUCCACAACUUGUUCAUGGCGGGGCUGCUGUAUUUGUUCCUGAUCUACAACUGUGAGGAAGUACGCAAAGUCAACCCUAUUCUCGAAGUGAAGAAAGUGACGCUGCAAGCCUUGAACAUCCUCAAUCUGCUAGUGGACCGCUGUGACGCCGCCAUCACCUGUCGCGACAUCUUCAAGAACUUAACCAUGGUCAUCAUCAAGAUCAAGUAUAAUGAGGUUGUCCACGGCAACACCAAGGCGGUGCUGAAGGAGAUGAUCCACAACAUCGACUCCAACGCCAACUCGCUGUUGAUGAAGCUUGUGGAGAUCUUGAACCAGGAGAAACCCACACAACUGCCAGGCCCGCCGCUGGCCAACCCCGCAGUGCCAGAAGCGUUCCCCGAACGGUUAUGGCGUGACGCUUACCCGCUCAUGGUGCAAUCGCAAGAACAAACGACAUUUGACUGGAUCCCGGCUCCCGACGACGGCCGCACCCCGAUGACGGUGGACCUGCCUGCUCGCGCCCUGCUGAUGGCUCAGACGCCGGCCAAUAACAACAACAACAAUGACGUUGGUGGCGGCGCUCCCAACAUCCCCAUCAACGAACUCGAAACGUUCUUCCAGGAAUUGGAGAACGUGCUGCCGAUGUCGCUGGGUCUGCGGCGCGAUUCCGCCUACGAAGCCUUCCGCCACGAUAUCUAUAACCUGCCACUGGGAGAUAGCGACAAGCCGCAACUGCCUCACCCUCAGCAGCGUGAGUACCGCGAAGACCGCAAGGCGUUUGAGAUGAUGAGACAAAUGCCCAACGAGAUAAUCUGGGACCAGUUCUUCACCAAUCCGGGGCAGGGGCCAAGCAACAUCAGCUUGAACCCGGGGUUUUUAACCGACAACUCUGAUACUGUCAGCAACAACGGCUGA
Messenger RNA from Diutina rugosa, 2628 nucleotides. It is a transcript of the gene PPR1, whose product is annotated as Ppr1p. The record is from RefSeq and is a predicted model, not a curated record. Bases 1 to 2628 code for a protein of 875 amino acids. NCBI's taxonomy places the organism in Eukaryota, Fungi, Ascomycota, Pichiomycetes, Serinales, Debaryomycetaceae. Gene Ontology annotation, molecular function: DNA-binding transcription factor activity, RNA polymerase II-specific; zinc ion binding; sequence-specific DNA binding. Gene Ontology annotation, biological process: DNA-templated transcription; positive regulation of transcription by RNA polymerase II. The transcript has a single exon.